Messenger RNA from Colossoma macropomum (tambaqui), 1371 nucleotides. It is a transcript of the gene sh2d4ba, whose product is annotated as SH2 domain containing 4Ba. The coding region runs from base 1 to 1371 and encodes 456 amino acids. Gene Ontology annotation, cellular component: cytoplasm. The transcript is spliced from 8 exons. The record is from RefSeq and is a predicted model, not a curated record. Lineage: Eukaryota; Metazoa; Chordata; Actinopteri; Characiformes; Serrasalmidae.
AUGAUGCAGCAGAUCCUUCGGGACAUGUAUGUGGAGCCAGAGCUUCUGGCAGAGUUAAAUGAGGAACAGAAGCAGAUCCUCUUCUACAAGAUCCGUCAGGAGCAGGUGCGGCGCUGGAAGGAGCGUGAGAAUCAGGAGGAUGGCUGGGAGAGACCAGCAUUCAUGAAUUCAUCAAUGCCAGGUGGAAGAAAGAGGGUCCAGUGGCUCCAUGGUGGUGAUGGUGAGGUGUGGGUGUGGGUGAUGGGGGACGCUCCUGGAGACAAACCAUACGAGCAGAUCAUCAGAGAGCUGAUCGAGGAGAGAGCCUGGCGGCAGGCCCAACUAGAAGCUCAGGAGCUGUGGCGAAAGAAAGAAGCAGAAAUCAAGCAGAAGUUCAGGGACGCUGUAGCUAAAGAAAAGGCCCGACUGGUAGCAGGAAAGUGGAAGGAGGAAGCAGAGGACAGGAAGGCAGCUAAACGUGAGGAGGAGCGCAUAAAGGAGGAGCUGAAGAAACGAGAGGAAGAGGAGAGGCAGAAAGGGGAGGAAGAGGUACGACGUGUAGAGGAGAAAAGAGCAAGAGAGCUCUACAUCUCCCUGGAGCAGGAGCGAAAGAAAAGUGAACAGGAUAAUAAGGAGUGGGAGGAACAAUUGCGUCGCUCUAAGGCGGCAGACGAGGAGAUGAAGAAGAAGGCCCGGUGGGCAAGAGAUGAGUAUAAACGGCAGUCCAUCCGAGCCAUCGAGCAAGGCCAUGUGGCAGGCCUCAGCGGGCACUUCCAACAACAGCCUCAUGUUAUCAGGAGGCAUAGCGCCACCAUAGAGCAGACGGCAAAAUCGCCACCUUGCAGCGAAGACCGUCCUCGGCCCGGCCUCCAGCCUGCAGCUCCACCCCUGUACCGCCGGAGACAGAGUCGCAGACACAGCACCAUAGUGACCCAGCCGCUGAUGGACAGCCCUGCCUGGGUGCGCUGUCCUCGUCCGAGCUCCAGAGAGUCUGUCAUUUUAUGGUUCUGUGAAGACCAGAAGCCCAAGCGGGCUGGUUAUGAACGCAAUAGUGACACCAUCGCCCCAUGGUUUCAUGGAAUCAUUACCAGAGAGGAAUCUGAGAAGUUACUGAAGAACGAGGCUGAAGGAUCUUUCCUGGUCCGUGUCAGUGAGAGGAUUUGGGGUUAUACGCUGUCAUAUCGCACAGCCAGUGGCUUCAAGCACUUCCUUAUCGACGCCUCUGGGGACUACUACAGUUUUCUGGGAGUCGACCAGAACCGCCACGCCACUCUUACUGACCUCAUCAACUUUCACAAGGAGGAAGUCAUUACCACCACUGGGAAGGAGCUGUUACAGGAUGCAUGCAAACAGGCUUCAUCCUCUGGAGACUAUGGUGGACUGUUCUCAUAA